ACAGUUAUUAUAUUGGGGCCGUCAGGCGGCAGCGGAACGAACCAAUGUCAAUGCAGAACGCUCAUUGGAGCUCCAUUGAAUCGCCAAAUCCAACUCCGCCGAACGCUCAUCGGAGCCCGCCGUCUGCUGCUCUGCUCCCCCCAUGCCCAGAUCCACAAGCCACCGGCGCAAAUCUUCCUCGCCUUCAGUCACCCGUACUGCUUCCACAAGCCAUCGGCGCGGCUCCGCCAACCGUCGGCGUGGGGAGGACCGGCCGACAACGACUCUAGGUCGCCGCGCUGGAUUCAGCUCGAUUUUCCGUGUUAUUACUUGGAUAGACGACCAAGCUAGUCAAUCCUAGCAGGAGAUACCAUGGCGAACGAGUUUCAACAGACAAAUGCGACCACAAGGGAGUUCACACUCCAGUUCUUGCAACAAAUUACAGAUAACUUCUCUGAAGAGCACAUCAUUGGUCGUGGUGGGUACGGAAUAGUGUACAAGGGGAAACUAGAAGAUGGGGAAGUGAUUGCUCUCAAGAAGCUUCAUCAAACGAUGGGGCUUGAUGACACACAAUUUAGGAAUGAGUUUAAUCACCUAAUGAGGACUGAACAUCCAAAUAUUACUCGGUUGGUUGGCUACUGCUAUAAUCAAGGACAUCAGCGCAUCAAGUACAACGGUGAAUAUAUUUUUGCCAAUGUGGAAGAAAGAGUUCUGUGCUUCGAGUACUUGCAGGGUGGAAGCCUUGACAAGCACAUUUCUGCUGAAUCUUGCGGACUCGAUUGGCACACACGUUUCAAUAUUAUUAGGGGGAUCUGUGAUGGUUUAAAUUACCUUCAUAAUGGAUCCCAAGAUCCUAUUUACCAUCUUGACUUGAAACCAGCAAAUAUAUUACUGGAUGACAAGAUGAUCCCCAAAAUUGGAGAUUUUGGUUUGUCAAGACUCUUCCCUUUAGCGCAAACAUAUAUCACAACCAAAAUUAUAGGAACACGUGGAUACAUGCCACCUGAAUACAUCAACAGAUGCGAGAUCACAUUGAAGUUUGAUGUGUACAGUUUGGGUGUUAUAAUCAUACAGAUAAUGGCAGGAUAUGAAGGCUACUCGAAGUUUACAGAUAUGUCGUCGCAAAAGUUUCUUAAGCAUGUAAUAGAAAACUGGGACAAACAGCUGCAGGUAACAAUGUCGUCACAUGCAGCAGAGCAAGUUAAGAAAUGCAUCGAAAUAGCAUUAAGGUGUGUGGUGGCGGAGCGUGAGAACAGGCCUACAAUAGCAGAGAUUGUCAAUGAACUGAACAAGAUUGAUACUGCAGACAAUUUACCUGCAGGCCAGGUCAUCAACUUCCGAAGCAAGCAUGCCUUUAGAAAAAACUCAAACUCAGAGCCCGGAGGCAGAAUCGUUUUCUCUCGCACCAAUGGGACCCUGGUAUCGUUUGACAUCUUCUCCAGCCCCUUGUCGCCUUCGUCCACCUACGAGCUCCCUCUCACUGAUGGUGUGUCCUACAAUUACAACGGCCAAGCCAUCCCUCCCGCCGCGCUGAAGACCCUCCUCAAGAACCCCAAGCUGGCAGACAAGGCCGAUGCCAACGAUGCGGACAUUGAUGCCGGCAACGUCUCCGGCCUCAUAUUUGUCUCAGAGAGGGACAAUGGCCUCGAGACGCUCUAUAUCGCACUGCAUUUCAAUGCUGGCAGCAACAUCCUUAAGGUAAUCGCCCUUGCAGACAUCUUUGGCGCUGCCGACUUCAGCGGCGUGCGCCUGGAGGACAGCGGCUGCAUCGGCGGCGGUUACAGUGUGGGUUGUCGCACCGUCGACCACUGCCUCAUCUAUGUUUCCACCAAGGAGGCAGCGCAGGAACGCCGCAGCCCCUGGACCGUCGUGUACAAAACCAACCUUACAACUGGCAAGACAGAGCGCCUCACUCCACAAGGGGUGUUUGAUUUGAGCCCAGCAGUGUCACCAUCGGGGAUGAUGGUAGCAGUGGCAUCGUUUGAAAGCAAGAGUUGGAACGGCGAGCUGGAGAACCUAAAGACAGACAUCUACGUGAUGAACGUGGAUAGCGAGGGCCAGCUAGGGCGCAAGCUACUCAUCAAGAACGGUGGCUGGCCAUCCUGGGGCAGUGAUAACAUCAUCUUCUUCCAUAGAGGCACUGAGAAAACCCUUCCCUCGACCUCGAGAAUGGUUGUUGAAACAGCUUGGGGUGUGUUCCGAUACAACAUCAGUACCCAGGAGACCGUCCAGGUGACACCCGAGGAGUUGGACGCCAUGACUCCGGCAGCCAUCAGCGAGACAAAAGUAGCGGUUGCGACCAUCCGCCAGAACGUCCCCGUGCAGUACCGGCACAUUGAGAUCUUCGACAUGAAUGCUGCAUCGCCGGUGCAGAUCACCCAGAAGACGAGCCCGGAAUGCGACCACUAUAACCCCUUCAUGCUGGACGGUGGUGGCCGCAUUGGGUACCACCGCUCCAGGACAUCAAGAUACCAUGAUAAAUUUUACAAGCUGGAGUCCCCGAGCAAGGACGUCGGUCUGUAUAGGGCGUCUGGCAUGUUCCCAGCCAUCUCCAAGGACGGCUCCAAGCUUGCCUUCGUUGAUGACAAGUCCAAGGUGGUCUGGCUCGCCGACAGCCAAGGGCUGCGCAUCGUGUACGAGCAAACAGGAAGUGACAGCGUCUUCUCCCCUGUGUGGAACCAGGAUUCGGACAAGGACAUCCUCUACAUCUGUGUUGGCCCUUCUCUGGAGUCCCACAGGCCGCUGGAGAUCUACUCCAUCACCAACAUUUCCAGCAGCGACGGGGGGCAAGAGGUCCGACAGCUCACCUGUGGCAAGUUCAACAACGCGUUCCCGUCGAGCAGCCCGGACGGAGGCAAGCUCGUCUUCCAGUCGACGAGGGAUUUUUGGCCCAAAAAAGCAGAAGACCGGCGGAAGAAGCACAGGAACCUACACAUCAUGCUAAAUGCAGCGGCCGGGGAAUUGGAUGAGAAUUGCUGGGUUACGCGGCUGACGAAAGGAUCCUGGACAGACACACAAUGCCAGUGGUCCCCGAGAGGGGACUGGAUCGUCUUCUUGUCGACACGUGACAGACAGCUGACGUCAAACCAUGCCGACGAGUUGGAGUACCCGGUGGGGUAUCUGUCCGUGUUCCUGGUGAAGGCGUAUGAUCCGAUGGUGGUCGUCAGGAUAAUGGACAGCGGGGCUGACCCGGUGUUCAGCCCGGAUGGGAGGAGCAUCGCUGUGACGGCGGAUUUCUCGGCGGUGUCCGUGGAUCCAAUCUCGCUGCCCAAGUUGGCGCGGCUCUGUAGCAACAUCUUCUUGGUGGACAUCAACACAGACGACGACACUGAGGAGAAGAAUAAGCAAGAGGAUGUGGUCAAGUGGUUGUUCCAUCAUCGGAUGACCCACAGUAGGUACGGGUGCGGGAAGCUGGCCUGGACGACCACCCGGGUCGACAUGGACCCAGAGGCGCCAUGGAAAAUGAUGGAACUGGGGCCAAACAGAAACAGGCUACCAAAGAGGGGCGCUGUUAAGAGGAGUAUAGUCAGCUCCUUGCUCGGCUUUAAUCUAUAAUUAGGUUUUGCUUUUUGCUUUUUCAGUAAUUCGGUUUGUAAUGUUAUAAUAAACUCUACCGUGGGCAUCUGAUCACCAAUUUGAUGCAGAUAGAGAAUGGAGGGCUCUUGGUAAGUUUGAACAUCCAUUUACAUGUGGAAUGGCUUUUCUGGACCUCUACCCCGAUUGAUAAUCCUGAAAAUGUUUACCCCUGUAAACCCAUACAGGUACUAGGCUCCCCACAAAUCCCUUCAAUAGAUUGUGAAGUGCUGUUUGGAUGACAAGGUAUAUCAACUGGGUAUCACAAUCGCCUUGUAUAAAAGAACUAGCAAGCUCUAAUAAUACUUGAAGCUUAUAACUUUCA
Messenger RNA from Brachypodium distachyon (stiff brome), 3877 nucleotides. RefSeq lists its product as uncharacterized. Bases 352 to 3534 code for a protein of 1060 amino acids. Gene Ontology annotation, molecular function: protein kinase activity; ATP binding. Lineage: Eukaryota; Viridiplantae; Streptophyta; Magnoliopsida; Poales; Poaceae. The transcript has 9 exons. Gene Ontology annotation, biological process: protein phosphorylation. The record is from RefSeq and is a predicted model, not a curated record.